Messenger RNA from Notodromas monacha, 1047 nucleotides. The record is from the annotation of a GenBank genome assembly. Lineage: Eukaryota; Metazoa; Arthropoda; Ostracoda; Podocopida; Cyprididae.
GCUCAUACCUUCUCUUUGUUUUGGAACUCAGUUCCUUUUCUGAUGCAGGUUAAAAUAAAACUAAAAUUCUGCGUCAAACUUUGCGAUUAUUUCUAAUUCACAUUUUUUCUCUCGCUGUGAUAAGCUGAAAUGGUUGCUCAAAAUUCAGCGAGAUUCCUGGUCCGUCUGAUGGCCAGACGACGUCGGACGUUUUUAAUCAUCAUUCCUGUGAAUAUUCUCAUCGUCUGGGUUCUUUAUAAUGGCUGGGCAGUCGGUGAUCGGUCAAUCAUUCGCUGGAGUUUUCUGAUGGACAGAACCUUUUUUCGAAACAGCAUCCCAGGAUUUGUCACUUCGCGCAAGCACGACAAGCCCACGGGAACUGUGCUGGCGAUUUUGCCUUCCGUCAACGCAGAAAUUCCUUUCAACGCCGAAUACAUUUUGCACGACGUUUUGGGCCAUACUAUCCAUCAAUGUACCCAUUCUCUCACUCUUCCGCCAAAGGACUGCCAAAUGGCCACUGGUAAAUGUUGGGAUCAUCUUCUGCUGUGGCCCGGGGACUUCAAAUUGGCAAACUCUAUUCCAAACUGGGGGCUGCACAAAUGCCCGAAUGCUUCAGUUUCGUCGUUCCCUGAACUCAAAGAAACCCUUCUUUCGAGGCCAAUUUUAAAACAGCUGCGGCAAGCCAACGGGGUUCUCAAGUCCUUCCAUUUUCCAAAUGAAACCGAAGAAGCCGAGUUCCAUUUUGCGGGAAAAUUCUUGACCAUUUUCAAAUCAACUGGUCAAAGUAAGGAACGUCCAAAGUUGAUGGAGAGGGUCGUUAACGGGAAACCAUGGAGAGACACUUGGGAAACGGCUUCCGGGUUAUUUCUAUUAGCGAAUUUCUUGGUGGAUAUUUUGGGUGAUGUUCAUUUGAUGGACGUGCGGGCAGCUGAGCCCUUCGCCAAAAAUGAGAAAUUGGCCACUUUGCAUGAAUUUUAUCAACUCAUUGGAAUGGACAAGUAUUCCUGUCCGAGUGACUUCAGGGAUCAGUUGGAGGCUUUUUGUCCACCGGAAUGCCGGCAAAAUUUU